Messenger RNA from Blepharisma stoltei, 5659 nucleotides. NCBI's taxonomy places the organism in Eukaryota, Ciliophora, Heterotrichea, Heterotrichida, Blepharismidae. The record is from the annotation of a GenBank genome assembly.
AUGAAAUCCAAAUCAUCAAAACCUGCGUCAUCUACUUAUAGGUCAUUUGACAAUGAAGAUAUAACAACUCCAAUUAAAUCAGCUCGACAUAUAAUGACUUGAAGAGAAGCCAAAAAAAAUGCAAAUUUAUCGAACCUUAAAAUCCCUCACUCCUUCUAUCCUUUAUCAAACGACUGGCCAUCAUUCUUUAUUAACUCACUUAUCACAGCUUUAAUAUUUAUAGCAUUAGAGAUUCGAGAAAUGGUAUAAUUAGGAGUAAAUAUAAAUAAACAGCACCAGAGCUCUUCGAAAUUAAUAUACCGCAACCUCUUUAAUAUUUAUUAUUAUAGGCAGUUAGAAUUUGAAGGUUGGAAGAGGAUGGAGGCUUCUUGCUUGGACAAUGAAAAAAUUCAUCAAAUAUGCCAUGAAAAGUUUUAGAAAACUUUAUAGAGUUGUUCGAUUAAAGACAAGGGGUCAGGGGAAAAUACUCAGGAGCCCAAUUAAUAAAAAAUGCGAAAGAAGAGUUGUCAGAAUUAGGGAAAUAUUUAUUAAACACAAACACAACAGAUGUUUCAUAUCUGAAAGACACAAUAAAAUCUUCAAAGGCACUUCUGCAGCCUAUUACAAUUUUUCCAACAGACAUUAAAACUUUGGAAAAGUUCCUGGAAGGAAUGGACAUAUGCGAAUCUCCCAGACCUCCAGGAAACCAUCAACUCAUAAAUCAAGCCUUAUGCAAAAAAGAAAACUGUAUCGAUCAUUUAUUAGUCAAUAACCCGAGUGAAGGAAACUUAAAGAAAAACCUUCAAGGUUCUCCAUUUGCCCCAGAAAAGCAUAUUGAAAUAACGGAAAGAUAUGACUUAGGCAACCCUUCUGGCCGUCAAGAAGUAUCAAAUUUGAAAAACUGACUCUCAGCUAUGAAAUCUCGCUAUCUCACUAAUUUUGAAUCAGAAAAUGACAGCUCUAUUGAAGAAAUCAAAUCUGCUGAAUUAAUUUUCACUACUUGCCAAAGAGAAUUAGUACGCCAAGUUUCAGUUUAUUGCUUAGACAGAGGAGAGUUAUUAGAAGAAAGUCUUUUUUAUCGUAACUAUUUAUUUUCUGAUCAGAAUUAUAGUCAGUAUACCGAUCUGAAUUAAGCUACUGCCAGAUUUGCGGUACGGUUCCAUACUCCAGGUUCUAGAUUCCUCCUCUCAGGUGGUUGCCCGUUUCACAUUUACGGCACUUGCGGUUUGAGUGAGUAGGUUUGGGACUUGUUAUCCACUUGCUCAUUCUCAGCAUAAGCUGAUUCUGUGCCGGUCACUUUUUCUUGGCCUUCUGCAGGACCCGUGGUCAAGUGUUGUGACGGGAAAAGGCCCUUUUAGAAGAGGCAAAGCUACCCGCAGAGGGAGGAGGUAUACUCGCCAUAAACUUAGGUUAGAAGAAGUCUUCAAAGGCUUCCAAAAGAUUUUUAAACAAAAAGAAAAAAUCCAUGAAAAAUCUUUCGAAAAUUCAAAAGAAGAAGCUAAAAUAGAGCAGGAUAAAAGAGAAGAGCAGUUUAAUGCGCAAAUGACAAAAUCAGUUAAUUAUAUAAAAUUUUUGAGCGAAAAAAUAGCAAAUCUAAAAGAAAACAAGAAAGGAGUUAAAAAAGAUUUUGAUUUUGUAACAAAGGAGUAUGAUAAUUUAAAAGCAAAAUACGAUAAAGAAGCUGCUGAAUGAAAAAAGAAAGAAAUGAAGCUAAGAAAAGAAAUAGGAAAAUUAAAAGAAAAUUUUAUUAAGCAUGUAGAUGAAAAAUUAAAAUUCGAAACCACAGAUGAAGAUACCAGAGAAACACCAAUAGAAAGGGAGAAUUUAAUCAUUAACCGAAGCUUUAGAUUUGGUGGAGAAGACAUAAAAAACGUUAAUAAAGCUUAUAGACACAUGCUGGAAACUGUAGAAAAGGUAGACCAAGAAGUCCAAGUCAUGAUCCCAGAAACAAAAAUAGAAGUGCCUGAGCAGAAACAUGAGAUUAUAAAAAUCGUUGAAAUAGUAAAAGAAGUGGUAAAAAAAGAAGCAAUAAAAGUAGUCACAAAAAAUCGAUAUACUCAGACUGGCUUUAUCGAAAAUUUAGUCCAAAAUAUUCCUGAAGAAGCUGCUGAAAUUUCAUCAAGCAAUGCUAAUGAAACUUUUAUUAGCGAUGAUAAAGAAGACAUAGUUGCCCCAACAAUUGAAAUAAUCCCGAAUAAUGUACCUGAAACUCCGAAAAUUAAUGAAAAUUCUCAAAAAGCUCCAGAAAUCACGAAAAUCGAAAGUAGUGAGACAAGUGCAGUUCAAGAAGCUCCAGCUAAUACAUAUUCAGAAUCCUCUGAGCCACCAAAGAACGAGCAAAAAUUAUUAAAUCUUAAAUCAAUUAAAGAAAAAGCUCAAAAGCCAGUAAAAAUUAGAAGAAAAUCUGGGAUGCUAGCAAUCCCCAAUACUUCCGAGCUUGAUACUCAAAAAAAUCGUGCUAAUUCUACCAAGCCAAUAAAAUCAAGCAAAACUUUAUCCAAAAAAAAGAAUGGAGAAUCUGAUUUACAACAAUCCAGAAAUUCUAUUGAUUUUUCAGAAAAUGAGGAAACUCUUGAAAACCUAGAAUCAGAAAUUUCUAAAAAAAGAGAAGAGUUAUACCAAUUAGCAAAAGAAGUCUCUCAAAAUAAGGAAAUAUUAGAAAAAAAUAAUGAAAGCUCGAAAGUAGAUAUAAACAGCGCUAGAAAAACUUCAAUACCUUCUCUUGAUAUUAAAAAAAAGAAAGACAGACAAAAUAAAAAUAAAGGAACUUUUUCUACUCCAAAUACUUCUAGAAGUAUAAAGGAGCAGCAAAGUAAAGAAGAAAACACUCCUAUACGAGAAAAAGCUCCAGAGAUUUAUGUUCAAGAAAAAUUAGAAGUCGAAGAAGAAAUUUCGCUCAAGAAAAAAAAUUCGAAAAAUCGUUCUAUCUCUCAGUCUAAUUUAGCAAAAAUAAGCCUAGAAAAAUCAGUAUCAAGUCCGAUAAGCGCUGACCAAAGUCCUAAACUCCCCCCCCCUCCGUGAGUGAACAAAAAAAAAUUUUGUUCACUCACGGAGGGGGUUAAUUUUUUUUUUUUAAAAACAUUUAUAUAUAAAUUUUAUAGAAAAAAAUUUUUUUCGAAAUUUUAAAAAAACCUAAUUUGCAAAAAUGGGAAGCAAAUAUUAAUUAAAUUUAUAAAAAUUUAUGUUUUAAAACGCAAUUUGUUUAAAAAUUAAACAGAAUUAGCUCGAAAUUUCAUUAUACUAAUUAUCAUUUAUAUAUCAAAAAUUUUUCUAUUAAAAAAAUUUUUGUUCACUCACAGAGGGCGGGUUUUGGGCAAAAAAUGGUGAUUUUUCUAAUGGUUUUGUUCACUCACGGAGGGGGGGAGUAAGAUUCCUUUUAAAUCUUCUCGAACCCUUAAAGAACUGUCUCCUCAAAAUCCAAAUCUGCUUCUACGCUCUUAUUCAAUUACAAGCUCGAAAGAAUUAGAAGAAGAGCGCAUUGAUAUAGUAAAUAUCAUUCCUCCAAAUGCAGAUUCUCCUUCAUGAACGUUAGGCUAUCAAGCUGGCUAUGAACUAGGCAAGCGUGAAGGCUUCAAAGAAGGAGAAGCCUUUGGCAUUGAUUAAGAUUGAUUCUAGAGGGUUGUUGGGUAAUUUUUAGCCCCUACCCCUUCAUGAUUUAGUUUCACGCUCAGGAGGCUCAGAAACUAUCUCUAAUUAACGCCUUUUUCUAUCGACGUCAGGGUGACGGGAGACAGUCUGCUAGGGAGACUCACAUAUUCAGAUCUUGAUCCUUGACCAGCCGUUAAGUGCUGCUUACCGUCAGUUGGACUUUACAUACCGCUGAGUUAUCCAAAAUCUCCUUUUUGGCCUGUCUUAGCCCUAUUGCAGACUAAAGACUGCUCCCCAAAAAGUACAGAAGGAUGUAGCACCUCAGCCUACCUUCUGUAGAUUAAGGAGAUAAGGUAGCACAAAAACCCACCCCGAGAACUAUCGCCAGCGGGAUCCACUAUUCUCAGGUCUGGAUCAACUCGCAGAACACCGAGGGUUUAACUCCGCUCGCCAUUUUAAUAAUUCCUUUGGCAUUGAAGAAGGUCAGAUAAAUGGCUAUUUAAAAGCUGCAAGAGAAUAUACCAAUAAUUCACGACCUUCUCAAUUAGAUGUUUCCGAUGAAGCAUAUUGGGAAACUGACCCACAGUCAGAAAGUGAAGGAGAAUUCAAAGAAAAAUCUGAAAGCGAAGAAGGUAGCGCAGCAAAAACUGAAAGAAGACACCGAGAAAAGCAUAGAAGAAGAGCAGAAAAUACAAUGAAAAGCCAAAUCAAAAAAUCAGGGACUGAAGCUUUAGAAAAGUUACAAGAAAAUCAAAGUGAAGACUCUGGGGAGGAAGGAGAUCUAAGUUCUGAUAGCGAAAAAUAUACUAUCGAAAGCGAAGAAGAUGAAGGUGAAGAAGAAAAUAAAGAAAUCGACAAAGAAGAAGAUUUAAAGUCUCCUGGAAGGACAGAACGAAGAGAAUCCAUGGAAAAACGAAAAAUAAAAGAGUAUACCAAAUUCGCCGAAUUUCAUUUCCAUAAACGUGAAAAUAAAAAAAUCCGCAAAAAAAUGCCAUCAUCCACAAAUCUUCUUAAAAAAUUUUUAAGCCGCACGAUGAAAUGGAUUCUAAGAAAAGCUACAAUGAGCCGCAGAAUGGUGAAUAAAAUUAUGUCAUCGUUUUAUACAUCUUGCUUUUCCAGCCAUCUUGACAAUUCCCACUCUGUAAUUGAUUAUCUUUAUAAUGACAUGUCAGAUAAAUAUACACUGAAAAAAAUAACUGAUAGAAAAUUCCUUGAAUUUAUCGCGUCAGUUUUAAGGUCCUCAGAUUCAAAGCGUUCUUUGAUGUUUUUGAAGUUCACUGGGGUGAGUAAAAAACUUAGCUUGCAAGGGUAUUCUAUGUUUUCUUUUCAGUUUUAUUUGAAAUCACUUUCCUUUAUGCAAAAAGCAAAAAUUGGGAUAAACUCUUCAUUUGAUGAAACUGCUGAUAUUAUUUAUAUGCCAACUGUAAGGGCUAUUGAGUGUAUAAAAGAUAAGCUUGAUGGUGUUGUGGAGAAAUCUUCUAUAAGUAAAUUAAUUUCUCAAGUAGAGCAGGCUUCAAUACAAGACCCACUAAAAAUCAACGCUACAGGGCUAAUUGAAGAAGAAUAUGUAUUAGAAUUAAUGGUAGAAUUAUAUGAAGAGUAUAUAGCAAAAAUACAAAAAGGAAUUGAUGAGGUCAUUUUUGCGAUAAAAUAUAAUGAAAAUAAAGAUUCUAUAUCAAAACAAGAAUUUUUUAUGAUAAUAAGACACAUUUCCCCGAUGAAAUUUUAUAUUUUGCAAAAAGAAGAAGAGAUGAGUAUAGGAAAUAGUAUGUCAAUUAUUGAGCUCACGAGUAAAUGCAUAGAAAAAGGCUUAUUAGCUAUUAAUGAUGUCAAGUCAUAUUGCCAAAUAAAUGAAGACUGCACAAAAGAAGAUGUAAUGGAAGAAAUUAAGGUUUCUAUCGAGGAUAUGAAAAAUAUUGCUUAUAAAAUUGACGAUCUUGAAGAGAAAAAUAUUUUAAAUAGAGAAGAGUGGGAGAGAAAAAUGAUUAACUGUGAGAGUGGCAUUGAAGGACAAGAAGUAAGAUUUACCAAAUUAGCUUGGAAAUUGUAUCAAGACGAACUUAUUCGGCUGAAAUCGCUUAUAAAGGAGUAA